This is a messenger RNA of Eremomyces bilateralis CBS 781.70, 1578 nucleotides long. Its product is annotated as general substrate transporter. The transcript is spliced from 5 exons. The coding region runs from base 1 to 1578 and encodes 525 amino acids. Gene Ontology annotation, cellular component: membrane. The record is from RefSeq and is a predicted model, not a curated record. Lineage: Eukaryota; Fungi; Ascomycota; Dothideomycetes; Eremomycetales; Eremomycetaceae. Gene Ontology annotation, molecular function: carbohydrate:proton symporter activity. Gene Ontology annotation, biological process: carbohydrate transport; transmembrane transport.
AUGGGGCGGCUCAUCCCAAAUGCGUUCAAUUUGAUGGUGGUCAUCACCGUGGCCCUCGGGUCCAUGGCCUGUUCGUAUGGCAUGGCAGUCAUAUCCGCCACUAUAGGACAGCCCAUGUUCUAUACGGACUUGGACUUGACACCCCAAGGAGAACCUGGAUAUAGUCAUACCGCGAACUUGAUUGGAGCCAUGAAUGGCUUGAACUCCGCAGGCAGUGCCCUAGGAGCCGCUUUCACCAGCUGGUCCGCAGAUAAAUUCGGGAGGUUGAGAAGCAUCCAGAUGGGUGCUAUCGUCCUGAUUAUUGGUGCUGGGUUAUGUGCCGGAAGUGUCAACGUUGCAAUGUUCCUGGUCGCAAGAGUCAUCGCUGGUUGGGGAAUCGGCAUGCUCGUCACGGCAAUCCCCAUGUACCAAGCCGAAGUUUCCACUCCGGAAUCCCGUGGGUUCAUGGUAUCGUUGCAUGGAGUCCUUUUCGCCGUUGGAUACAUGACGUCUGCCUGGAUCGGGUUUGGCGUUUACUUCAUCAGCGCAUCCGGUUCGACCUCUUCGUUCCCCUGGAGAUUCCCUCUUGCCUUCCAAGCAGUCCCAGCCGCCCUGUUGCUGUGCCUCUCCCCAUGGCUCCCAUUUUCGCCUCGUUGGCUUUUGCAGAACGACCGGCCGGAUGAGGCAUACGAGAUAAUCAAGCGAUUACAUCAUACCAAGGAGAGCACCGACGACAGUCAGGUGAAGAGGGAAUUCUUCCAGAUGAAGAAGCAGCUCGAGUUGGAUCGCCAGAUCAAAGCAAAGACCGGGAGGUUCGAAGUUUUCGCAACUGCUCCCAACCGAAAGAGAGCAUAUGUUGGCUUCACACUCAUGUUCGGAAACCAAUUCACCGGGGUUCUUAUCGUUGCGAAUUAUGGUGUGCUGCUGUAUAGCUCGCUCGGUAUGGAGGAUUAUAUGCCGCUUCUUCUUGCAGCACUAUGGGUAACUGCAUCUUUCCCAGGCAAUGUGUUUACUGCCUUCUUCGUAGACAAGAUUGGACGGCGGUUCUUCUUGCUAACCGGGCUGGCUGGACUUGUUGUGACCAACAGUUUCGAAGCCGCGUUGCAAGCGCAGUUCCUUGGAACUGACAACACUGCGGGUCAGAAAGCCGCUGUGUUCUUCAUAUUCCUCUUUAUCUUCUUUUGGUCUACUUUCCUCGAUGCGAGCCAAUUCGUCUAUCUCGCUGAGAUAUUCCCAACCCACAUCCGAUCCCAAGGAGUGGCUCUUGGUAUGGUCGGGAUGUACACCAGUUCGAUCAUUCUGCUGGUAGCCGGACCGAUCGCGUUGGAUGAGAUCACGUGGAAGUUUUAUCUCAUCUUGAUCAUUCCAACAGCAUUGCAUUUCCUCAACGUGUACUUCUUCUUCCCCGAAACCAAGCAGCGGUCACUUGAAGACAUCAACCAGGCAUUCGGAGAACAGGUGGCAGUGCAUUAUUACGGAGCGACCGCUGAAGAGGAAGAGGAAUAUGCAAAGGCAAUGGCAGACCUGGAAGUGAACGGUGUGUCUUCCGGGGAAGACAGUAAGAAGAAACUUGUUGUCGAGCAAGUCGAAAAUGCUUGA